Molecule: messenger RNA, 711 nt
Organism: Medicago truncatula (barrel medic)
Lineage: Eukaryota; Viridiplantae; Streptophyta; Magnoliopsida; Fabales; Fabaceae
Product: 50S ribosomal protein 5, chloroplastic
Exons: 2
Coding region: 85-510 (141 amino acids)
Biological process (GO): plastid translation
Cellular component (GO): chloroplast thylakoid membrane
Source: RefSeq, a predicted model, not a curated record
ACACAUGUUGUGCCUUCUUAUCCAUAAAUCAAUUCUCAUCUUUCUCAAAUUCUUCAAUUGAACAAAAAAAAAAAACACAACACCAUGGCACUUCUAUGCUCCAAUCUCUUCACGCUGACACCUCUUUCUUCUUCCUCCAUUUUCCCAAUUCCCACCACAACCCCAAUUUCAAGAGUGCACGUUGGUUUACCCACAAACUCAUUGAAGGGGCUUCAAAUCUCGACACCCUUUGUCGUGAAACCAAGGAAAAAUGCAAUUUCUAUUGUAUCUGCAACUGCUGAAUCCAAUGUUGCAGAUGGGUCUGAAAGUGAAAGCAAGAAAGAGAGUGAUGCUGUUUCUGUAGAUAAGCUUCCUUUGGAAUCAAAAUUGAAGGAGAGGGAGGAGAAGAGGUUGAAGAUGAAGCUUGAUAAGAAGAUAAGGUUGAGGAGAAAGAGACUUGUUCAAAAGAGGAAGUUGAGGAAGAAGGGUAAUUGGCCACCUUCCAAGAUGAAGAAAUUGAAGAGUGUUUGAAGAUUAUAUCUGUUUGCAGGUUUAAUCCUGAUUUCUUCUUAUUGUACCUCUGAUUCUUUCCCUUAUUCUCAACAAUUUAGUUUUUUAUUUUUUGUUAUUUUCUUAAUCAUUCUACAAUGUAUCAUGUAUGUAUUUUGACAAUUUUUGUUCAUUUUCAAUCAAGGGUUUUAGUUUAUAUGUAGAUGCCUUACAUUUGGUUAA